Molecule: messenger RNA, 411 nt
Organism: Humulus lupulus (European hop)
Lineage: Eukaryota; Viridiplantae; Streptophyta; Magnoliopsida; Rosales; Cannabaceae
Exons: 2
Coding region: 1-411 (136 amino acids)
Source: RefSeq, a predicted model, not a curated record
AUGGGGAGCCCCAGUACUAUUCUUGAAGAAGAAGAAGGAUGGCACAAUGAGAAUUCAGAAAAAGAACAUGAGGAACAUCUAAGAUGUAUGUUGGAAACUCUCAAAAAGGAACAACUAUAUGCCAAAUUCAAGAAGUGUGAAUUUUGGCUCGAUAAAAUUAACUUUUUGGGACAUGUUGUGUCAAAAAGUGGGAUUUUGGUGGAUCCAGCUAAGGUAGAAGUAGUAAAAGGAUGGUCCCAGCCAAGGAAUGCAACUGAAGCAAGAAGUUUUCUGGGCUUAGCUGGAUAUGAUCGACGAUUCAUAGAAGGAUUUUCCAAAAUUGCAACCCCACUUACGGCGCUCAAUAGAAUGAAUAGUCAAUUCAUAUGGACGGAAGCUUGUGAGGAGAGCUUUAUGGAAUUAAAGAAUUGA